GAUCCGUGUUGCCCAAGUUGGAAGGGACUUGGAAACCAUCCGAUUUGAUGCUCUUACUUUGCAGAGGAGAGUCUGAACAGGCAUGGAUGUUACAUGAAUCUCUUUAAGGGCGGUGAACAACUAUGAAGACUUUUUUCUCAGUAAAUUAGAUAAAGAUGGAUGAAUCUGCCUUGUUGGAUCUGUUGGAAUGUCCUGUGUGUUUAGAACGACUUGAUGCUUCUGCGAAGGUCUUGCCUUGCCAGCACACAUUUUGCAAACGCUGUUUGCUGGGGAUUGUUGGUUCUCGAAAUGAACUGAGGUGUCCAGAAUGCAGGACUUUAGUGGGCUGCGGAGUUGAUGAGCUGCCCAGUAACAUCCUGUUGGUUAGGCUGUUGGAUGGACUCAAGCAGAGACCUCGGAAACCAGGCACCAGCAGCGGGAUUAACUGCACAAAUGCUCUCCGGGCCCAGGGCAGUGCUGUUGUGAAUUGUAGUUCAAAAGAUCCUCAAGGCUCCCAAGGUGGACAGCAACGAGUGCAGGCCCGGAGCCCCCCAGUCCGAGGUGUACCUCAGUUACCAUGUGCCAAAGCAUUAUACAGUUAUGAGGGAAAAGAGCCGGGAGAUCUUAACUUCGCUAAGGGCGACAUCAUCAUUUUGCGUCGACAGGUGGAUGAAAAUUGGUAUCAUGGAGAAGUCAACGGGAUUCAUGGAUUUUUUCCCACUAAUUUUGUGCAGAUUAUUAAACCUUUACCUCAGCCCCCGCCUCAGUGCAAAGCACUUUAUGACUUUGAAGUCAGAGACAAGGAAGCUGACAAAGACUGUCUGCCAUUUGCAAAGGAUGAUGUCCUGACGGUGAUUCGGAGAGUGGAUGAAAAUUGGGCUGAAGGGAUGCUGUCUGACAAAAUUGGGAUAUUCCCUAUUUCAUAUGUUGAGUUUAACUCGGCAGCCAGGCAGCUGAUAGAACUGGACAAAGCUUCGUUGUCAGGUCCAGGUGCUGACUCUGGAGAAGGCCCUUCAGGGACAGCCCACAGCAGUGCAGCAGCCCCAAAGCCCAGUGACACCAAGAAGAACACCAAGAAGCGGCACUCCUUCACCUCCCUCACCAUGGCUAACAAGUCUUCCCAGGCUUCUCAGAACCGCCAUUCCAUGGAGAUCAGUCCUCCUGUCCUCAUCAGUUCCAGCAAUCCCACUGCUGCAGCUCGAAUCAGUGAAUUGACAGGACUUUCCUGUAGUGCUCCUUCUCAGGUUCACAUCAGUACUACUGGGCUAAUUGUGACCCCGCCUCCAAGCAGCCCAGUCACAACGGGACCUUCAUUCACCUUCCCAUCAGAUGUUCCCUACCAAGCUGCCCUUGGAAAUAUGAAUCCUCCUCUACCGCCACCUCCCCUUCUGGCUGCCACUGUCAUCGCCCCAACAUCUUCAGCUGCUGUGGCAUCUGGAGUCGGACAGAGACCUGCAGGAUCUGCUGACCAAAUUGCACAUUUACGGCCCCAGACUCGACCCAGUGUGUAUGUUGCUAUUUAUCCAUAUACACCCCGGAAAGAGGACGAACUGGAGCUAAGAAAAGGGGAGAUGUUUCUAGUGUUUGAACGAUGCCAGGAUGGCUGGUUCAAAGGGACUUCUAUGCACACAAGCAAGAUAGGAGUUUUUCCUGGAAACUACGUAGCACCAGUUACAAGAUCUGUGACAAGUACUUCCCAAGGUAAAGUCUCUGUGUCUACUGCUGGUCAGACGGGUCGAGUGGUGACCAUGGUCAGUCCCUCCGCUGCGACGGGGUCUUCCCAGAAACACCAGGGGAACGGCAUAGCAGGGAGUCCCAAUGUGGUGCCUACCGUAGAGGUGUCAGCGGCUCACCUCCAGACAAGUCCACAGGCCAAGGUUCUGAUGCCUGUCAUCAGACAGAUGACAGUCAGUCAAGCUCGAAAUGCUGUCCGUACAGCUGCUGUUCACAACCAGGAACGCCCCACAGCUGCAGUGACGCCCAUCCAGGUACAGAAUUCAUCCUGCCUUGGCCCUGCAACUGUGAUUCUACCCCAUCAGCAACCUCAGCCUCCGAUUCCAAACUCUGCUGCCUAUGUCGCUGCUGCUGUCAACCUCAGCAGGCCAACUGUGCCACUGGCCUGUGCGGCAACUGCUUCCUUGAACUCCCCCGACAUCCCUGCCACGUCUCUGGAGACAGAACUGAGUGGUCAGGCAGGGACAGCCCUCCCUGGACUCCCUACUUCUCCUGAGAAUGCAUUAUCUGCUGGUGCAAGUGGCCUUGCCACCAAAUCAGACAAGGAUAGCAAGAAGGAAAGGAGAAGUCUGCUGAAGUUGCUUUCUGGUGCCUCCACCAAACGGAAACCUCGAGCUUCUCCUCCUGCCUCCCCAACUCUGGAAGUGGAACAGGGUCCAGCGGAGCUAACCCUGCAAGGGGCUAUAGGGCCCGAGCUCCCCCCAGGAGGCAGUCAUGGCAGGGCUGGGUCCUGUCCCUCCGAUGGGGACAGCCCAACAUCAGCGGUCCUAGAGGCACUUCACAGGAAGACAAGCUCGCUGGAUGCCAGCGUUCCCAUCGCUCCACCCCCAAGGCAGCCGUGCUCUUCUUUGGGUCCUGUCCUGAAUGAGUCAAGGCCUGUUGUCUGUGAAAGGCACCGAGUGGUGGUUUCUUAUCCUCCUCAGAGUGAGGCCGAGCUGGAGCUCAAGGAAGGAGACAUUGUCUUUGUUCACAAGAAGCGAGAGGAUGGCUGGUUUAAGGGCACACUGCAGCGUAAUGGGAAGACUGGCCUUUUCCCAGGGAGCUUUGUGGAAAACAUCUGAGAAGACUGUAUUUAGAAAGCUUCAAAUCCCAUGACCUAAUGAAAGAGCACAAUGAUCUUAGUAGAAAAAAUGAGCACAGUCACCUGUCUUCAGAUGAUCAAGGAUAGAACCAGACUGAUGGAUCUGCAGCAUCCCACAGCAAGCAUGAUUGCAGCAUCAACCAGAGAUGAUGGUGGCUUCAUCUGUGGCCUUCUCCCUUUGGAUUCUGAUGUGUGAUGUGUGCCUUGUACUGUCUGAUUUCUUCUACAAAACAAUUUUUUUUUAAUCUGUAACAAAAAUGAACAAUUGUUUACAAGGUUAUAACUAAUUUAUUUGAUUUUUUUAAACUUGAAUUCUUCUUGUUAUAGAUAAAUUCUUGGGAUUAUGAUUUUAAGAGAUUAUUAAUUUAUGAAAUGAUAGCUAAGGAGAAGCUGGAUUCUCUCCUGAUGAGCAAGUGAUUCUUUUGGACAGAGAGUACAUUUCCCUUUUUGGGUUGUUUCCUCCUUUUAAACUGUGUGUGGAAGAUUGUAACUUGUCUUUUUGAAAAGGGGUCAAUGUUGUCAGGUUGUGAUGAUGAUAGUGUAUUACUGAAUUGAUUAAGUCUCAACAGGUAAAAUACUGUAUUUUGUGCCCUAAGAUAGAAAUAGUGGUUAUCACCUUCGCCUCUUUCUUUUCUUAAAUGACAGUCAUAUCCCAAACAAUGUAAUGUUCCUGGAGGACUGAAGACUUACAACCAAAUCCACACCAACAAGGGUGUACAGAAGAAGGGAGAGAACCCAAGAGAGGAGCAGAAAGAGAUUCCUGCUCAAUCUCAUUUGCUCCGGAAAUUUUGCCAUGCGAGUUUUCAGUCUAAUUCUGUGGGUGGGGUAUGUUCAGAGAAUAGUUGUCAUAAUCAGGGAAAUAUGAAGGAGGCUUAAGCACAACAAAAAAUGUUAUCAGAAACAUAUUUGUAGAAUCAUAGAAUGUUAGAGCAGACUGGGACCUUAGUACUCAUCUCAUUAAACCUUUCCCCCUCCCACUUAACAGAUAAGGAAACUGAGGAAGAGUGACUUUUUUUAAGGUCCCAAAGUCAGUCAGUGGCAGAAGUAGGAGUAGAACCAUGGUGUCCUGACUCCCAGUCCAAUGGGAUAAUGAAUAAAUGAAUUAAUUGAAAGAUGUCUAUUAAGUGCUUACCAUGGGCCACACCUUGUGAUAAGCCCUGGGAACACAAAUACAAAAUUUGCCUACUUGGUUUUAUAAGAAUAGCAGCUCAGUCCCUUGGGUUGGAAAUUAAGUAAAAUUAGAAAACAUACUUGCUGAGAAUGGCUAUGAAAUAUAAUUUGCCCUUUCCCUCCUAAGUAAUCUGCAUGACCAGAAGAUGUUAAAAAUAUGGUUGAGCAGUAAUGGUGGUGGUUCACUUGUGUUAAAGUAAAAAAAAAAAAAAGUUUUUAAAGGCUAUUAGGCACUGUGAAAACUUGACUAAGUUUUUAACCAUGGAAACUUUAAUCCAUUGGGAUUCCCUCCUUCCCCCCACUGUCUUGCAUGUAUUACUGAAUUCCCACAGUCAUGUAAAUGGUGCAUGGUGUGUGUGUGUGUGCAUAUUUCAUUGUCGUUUCCUGUUGUGGCUAGUUUGCACUCAGAGUGGCCCCCCAUAGGGACUGUAAUAUAAACAGUAUUCUUCUAUCCACCCCAAAGUCACUGCUGACCACAUCUGAGUGAACUCUGCUGCAAGGUGAGGUGCCCAUUAUCCACUAAGCUGUGUCGUAGUGAGAAUGCACCUUUACCAUCUGUCCGCCUGGCUGAUGUGACACCUGGGCUCAAUGAUACCCCUUCUCCCUUCUAUUCUGGCAGGCUCAGCCUCAGCGAAUGCACCCACACCUUAUGACCCUGGUAAGGAUCUAGGUAGCCAUCUCUCUCUCUGUCUCUGAUAUCAGUGGUCUUCUCAGUUUGUUGCUUUCCAUAAAGCACAAAGGAUUGGGAUAGGCCCAAAAACAGGAGGGGGGAGGUGGUGGGGUGGGAAAUCUCAUGGUUGUGAAGGACAUCAUUGCCAUGGUUUUCUAAUGGAAAAUGCCUUCUAAUUUUUUUUUUUACUCUUAAAGAAUUUCAGCUGGGAAGAUAAAUGUAAUUUUCAAAAAAGGCUUCUUGAGGGGUCAAGAAGUGCAAUUGGUCUUAAAAAUUUUAGAGUGAGAGUUGAGAACGAAACAUUCCUGAAUUCAUCAUUUUUAAUGAAACACUGUAUAUUCUGUUUCUCUGUUUUAAAUAUUUUUAAAAUAGUUUACUUGGAUAUUCAUGUAAUAUAUAAAGGUUUUGUGAAAUAAACUUUAGCUAGGAAGAAGCUGUUGUCAGCUUUCAUAAACAUAUAGGUUGAUACCAGUGUGUCAUAAUAUUUUUUAUUUUGGGGAAAUUAGCACAUUUUAUAAAAUAAGAUUUUAAAAAAGGCAAAAAGACUACUACAGGUUAAAGUUCUUUUUUCUACCUGUCUGUUUUCUCCAUAUCUUGAGCUAUAUGGCUAAGGUACCUCUGUGAACAGUUUUCAUGGCGUAAAGUCAGUUAAGAUUCCAUCUCUUAAUAGUUCUGUUAGAUAAUGUAUUGUAUGGCUUUUCUAUCGACUUUUUUGAAGAUAGCAGAGUUAAGUUUUGAAACGAGUUUGUUACACAACAGUGCAGCAAAGAUACAGUGACAAUUUUUCUGGCCUUUCCAUGCGAACGAUUUGGGGGGAGAUGGACCUAAGUGUCCAAGAUUAAAAUUUGAUGUUCGGUCUUUA
Messenger RNA from Trichosurus vulpecula (common brushtail), 5496 nucleotides. RefSeq names its product SH3 domain containing ring finger 1 (gene SH3RF1). The transcript is spliced from 12 exons. NCBI's taxonomy places the organism in Eukaryota, Metazoa, Chordata, Mammalia, Diprotodontia, Phalangeridae. The coding region runs from base 156 to 2774 and encodes 872 amino acids. Gene Ontology annotation, molecular function: protein binding. The record is from RefSeq and is a predicted model, not a curated record.